This is a messenger RNA of Pelobates fuscus (common spadefoot toad), 1780 nucleotides long. RefSeq names its product cysteine rich protein 2 (gene CRIP2). NCBI's taxonomy places the organism in Eukaryota, Metazoa, Chordata, Amphibia, Anura, Pelobatidae. The record is from RefSeq and is a predicted model, not a curated record. The transcript is spliced from 8 exons. Bases 101 to 730 code for a protein of 209 amino acids.
GGACCAGGCUGUCACUGAUACACAAGAGACUUGACUCCAGAACGUGGGGGAGAGGAAGAGCUGCAGAGACCAGAGGUUCACAAAGAUUCUUUUUAGAACCAUGGCAUCUAAGUGUCCCAAGUGUGAGAAGACUGUUUAUUUUGCCGAGAAGCUGACCUCAUUAGGAAAGGACUGGCAUAAAUUUUGUCUGAAGUGUGAACGCUGUAAUAAAACUCUUAAUCCUGGUGGACACGCUGAGCAUGAUGGAAAACCAUACUGCCACAAGCCAUGCUACGCCACCCUAUAUGGGCCAAAAGGAGUUAAUAUUGGAGGAGCUGGAUCCUACAUUUAUGAAAAGAGCAUGAGUGAAGACAAACCCACUUCUCCUACUUCUCCUGUGGAAGUAGCCCCUAAGCAAGAAGAGAAGAAAUAUAGUGGUCCAACUAGAAGCCUCAGUAAAGCUUCAAGUAUUACAACCUUCACUGGAGAACCGAACUUGUGUCCUCGCUGUGGAAAGAAAGUUUAUUUUGCUGAAAAAGUGACUUCACUUGGGAAAGAUUGGCAUCGACCUUGCUUGCGCUGUGAACGUUGUUCGAAAACUCUGACUCCUGGAAGCCAUGCAGAGCAUGAUGGGCAACCCUACUGCCACAAACCCUGUUAUGGAAUUCUUUUUGGACCAAAAGGUGUGAACACAGGAUGCGUGGGAAGCUACAUCUAUGACAAAGACCCUGAAUCUAAGGCCCAGCCUUAAGGGAGAAAUUAUACCUUUUACAGCUUCUGAAGAUCUCAUUUUGUUAUUCACAAUGUCCAUGCUAUUUGUAGAUCUUACUAAUAUGUAUGUUAGAGAUGCAGUAGCUUAGAUUAUCUCUGUGUAGUUUGAACAAUUUAAGCAGCUGUGUUAUGUACUCAACGUAGUCUACUGCUAACGUUUGUAUGGUUUGGUCACAAAUGUUACGCUUGUAAUACAUUUCUAAUAAUGUUUUUUUUGUUGUUGUUUUUUUAAAGUUGUAUAUCUAAUAUGUUAAAAUGUACCACUUUUUGUAAAGAAAAAAAAAAUUGCACCAAUUUAACUUUACCCUCUACAAAAGCAAACACAAUGGUCAUCAAAGCCUGAAAAACACAUUUCUAAAUUACACAAAAUUGUGCAAAUGUUUUCUUAGUUGUUAAUGCAUAGGAGUUAUUAGUCUUAAAGGUUUCAGUAUUUCAGAAAGUGUUACCUGUUAUACAUUCUCAAAACUAUUGGUUGAACAGAAAAUCACAUUGCUACCCUGCCGGCACAGAAAAUGUUCUGGAAUUUGGACUUUGAAACAUUUUCUAAACAUUCCAGGUAAGGCAAAUAGAUCUGGAUAUGUUAAUCAUCAAAAAAUGUAUUAAUCAUUUUUGUGUUAAGUAUUAAAAGAAAAGUUGUUUUCUUUUAUCUGUGAAUGAGGAUUUCAGUAUUAUGAUAUCUCUUAACAGUGUCAGAGUUAACAAUUUCCAAAAUUCUCACUUCGGGCUUAUGGUGAAAGUUUUUCUAAAUCACUGUUUAAAUUUUUACGAAAGCAGAACAUGAUCUUGUACUGCGGUUAUAAAAUAAUUUUAUUUUCAUUUAAAUACUUUAUGAAAUUAUAUAUAAUUGUAGAGUUUACUAAUGCCAAAAUUUAACAGUGCCCAAAGUUGAUUCACGGUGAAAAUUUCUGUAUUUACCCUAAAGCUAUAAUCCAGUAGGUCCAUGGUUGAAAGAAAACUGUUCGACUUUUUGAAUUGUUAAUAUCUUUAAUUCUUAAACUGCAAAUAAACUAAUACCUGCAAUAUAUAUUGA